Molecule: messenger RNA, 4332 nt
Organism: Brachypodium distachyon (stiff brome)
Lineage: Eukaryota; Viridiplantae; Streptophyta; Magnoliopsida; Poales; Poaceae
Product: homeobox-DDT domain protein RLT3
Exons: 18
Coding region: 488-3832 (1114 amino acids)
Biological process (GO): regulation of transcription by RNA polymerase II
Cellular component (GO): nucleus; transcription regulator complex
Molecular function (GO): RNA polymerase II cis-regulatory region sequence-specific DNA binding; DNA-binding transcription factor activity, RNA polymerase II-specific
Source: RefSeq, a predicted model, not a curated record
CCCUUCCCCAAGCGCGAGGGUUUAAGGACCUGAAAAUGGCGGCAGUCAAAAGCGCAGAAAUGGCCGCCACCCCCCGGUAGGGUUUUUGCCCUCCCCCGACUCCAUUCUCAGCGCCCCCCACCGGAUCACCGCCUCAUGCUCACCGCCGACAAGCAGCACGACACCUCUCCUCGCUUCCUGCCCGCGGUCGCCUAAUCCCUUCCCCUUUACCGCCGCCGCCGCCCUGAGCUCAUCUCCGCCGCUGCAGCUCCCUUUCCCGCAGCUGCCGCGGCCUCCCUUGCCCACGGCCCCCGCCGCCCCGAGCUCAUCUCCGCCGUCCCCGCCCCCCCCGCCCCUGCCUCCCUUCCCUACGGCCGCCGCCGCCGCCUCCCUUGCCCACUGCCUCCAGACCACGCCGUCAUCUGCCACACCGGACCACGCUUCACGCGCGCCCGGUGGACCUAGCCAUCUGUCAGCCUUCUCCAAAGCUUCAUUCGGCUGCUAGCAGAUGAUGACCAAUGCAGGGACGAAGAAAUCUCCCCUGCAAAUCCAGAUGUUGGAGGGAUUUUAUUCCGAGGUACAAUAUCCGAAGCCGGACGACAUGAUAGAGUAUGCAUCAUCUGUUGGUUUGGCUUACAGUCAGGUCAGAAUAUGGUUCAAGGAGCGGAGGAGGAAAGAGAGAAGACAGAUGGAAGCUGCAGGGGCUCUUAUGGAAACACAAGUUAGUGCAAGAUCAAAUGGGCCUAGGAGUAUGAGCCUUGUAGGAGAGAAACACGCACUUCGACCACAAGUUCUAUAUCCGAAGGAUUAUAUCCUGGCGAAAGUCUUCCGCAAGGAUGGUCCAUCUCUUGGGAGUGAAUUUGAUCCUCUUCCCAAAAGCGCACAUGGACAUGUCAGAGUUGCAGAUACCACAGAGUAUCAUUCUGACCAGGAUCAAAGAGUUGUGAAGAAGAGAAAGAUCGUGGAGUGUACUGACCAGGGAUUCACAUUGCCAUGUCAGAGCAAUGGUCCUGUGAGGAAGCAUGGAAUGGGCAAAGGUUUAAUGACAGUGUGGCAUGCAAUGUAUUCCAAGAAUGCAGAAGUUCAAGAUGUCUCAAAUUUCAUUGAUGAAACAGGUUGCUUGAGGUCAUUGAGACCAUUUGAUGAUUCUGAUGGAAAGCUUAUCCAAAAAUUUUUUUUGCCACGUAAGAAAGUAGACAAAAAGAGCAGACCUCCACCUAGUAAAAGAAAGGUGCCACGUGGCAGAGUUACUGUUCUGAAGGAGCAUCCUGCAAUGGAGUGCCAUCUUUCAGUUGAUGAAUCAGAAUCCUCAGAAUUACAAACUGAACAGGCAACAUUAGUUGACGAUGAGGAGCUUGAGCUCAGUGAAUUACAAGCAGGUCCUAACCCGUUAAGAUGUUCAGCUCAUCUUUCUUCAAGUGGGAGACACGGCUGCCCCCUUUGUAAAGAUUUACUUGCUAGGUUUCCUCCACCAAGUGUCAAGAUGAAAGAACCAUUUUCUACAAAACCUUGGGAUUCAUCACCUGAAAUGGUGAAAAAGCUUUUCCAGGUUGUCAGGUUUGUCUACACACAUUUUGGUAGUAUGGAUGUCCAUCCUUUUACAUUUGACGAGUUUGCACAAGCAUUCCAUGACAAGGAGUCGUCGUUGUUGGGGAAAGUACAUGUCAGUCUCCUCAAGCUACUUAUGUUAAACACAAAAAGGGACAGCGGUGAUGUCUUUGUUCCACGAUCUUCUAAAGACAGCAGAUUUAUAAGUUUUCUGAACUUUGUUAGAGAACAAGAGUUUGAUGUGAAUUUUUGGAUCAAGUCCCUGAAUUCUCUUACUUGGGUUGAAAUACUACGUCAAGUUCUGGUUGCUUCUGGUUUUGGUUCAGAUCAUCAUAUGCUGAAUCGGAAUUUCUUUAACAAGGAGAAAAAUCAAAUGGUUAAAUAUGGUUUACGUCCUCGUACACUGAAGGGUGAAUUGUUUGCACUAUUGUCUAAGAAAGGAAUCGGGGGGUUAAAGGUAUCUGAACUUGCUAAAUCACCACAGAUAGUUGACCUUAACCUCUCUGGCACAUCAGAAGUAGAGCAGCUGAUCUUCUCAACUCUCUCUAGUGAUAUAACAUUAUUUGAGAAGAUUGCAUCUUCUGCAUAUCGUCUCCGUGUUGAUCCUCGGAUUAAAGGAAAAGAAAAUCCUAAAUCAGAUACUGAGGAUUCUGGAACUGUUGAUGAUGAUGAGGAUGCUAGCAGCAGUGGUGAUGAAUAUGAUGGUCCAGAAGAGUUGAGUUUCUCUGAGCAUGAAAGUAGAAUUGUUAGGAGGAAGCAGAAAAAUGAACAUAAAACUAUGAAUAAAUGCAGUGAAAUUGAUGAAAGUUAUUCUGGAGAACGGUGGCUUCUGGGGUUGAUGGAAGGCGAAUAUUCAGACCUAAGCAUUGAUGAGAAGUUGGAUUGCUUGGUUGCUUUAAUGGAUGUUGUUUCUGGUGCUGGUUCUGUUCCAAGACUUGAGGAACCACAAAGUGUCCUCUCUAACAUACAGAGAGCACAGUCACAUGCCUCAGGUGGGAAAAUAAAGAAAUCGACAAGAACCAUUUACCAAUCUAGUGAUGAGUACUUAAAUAGACCAGGAAGCUCGCACAGUUUGGAUACUUCUAUGCAAGGCCAGUCAGGAAAUCGGAGAAGUCAGGAUUACAUUUCUGAAUCUGCAGCUAACGAAUCAUCUACAGCAUUUGCACAUCAGCCACAGAUUGUUCUCUUAGGAUCAGACCGCAGGUAUAACAAUUAUUGGCUCUUCCUUGGCCCUUGUAGAGCAGAUGAUCCGGGGCAUCGAAGGGUCUACUUUGAGUCCUCGGAAGAUGGUCACUGGGAGGUGAUUGAUUCACCACAGGAAUUACUUUCCCUGCUUUCCCUCCUUGACAUCAGAGGCACCAGGGAAGCUCAUCUUCUUGCAUCAAUGAAAAAGAGGCAAGCUUGUCUUUUUGAAGGCAUGAAGAAACACUUGGAAGAUGGGAAUGCAGUUGGGGUUUCAGCAUCAUCUGAUUCGUCUCGUUCUGAGACAAGCACACCCAAGCUAAGUAGUGGAGAUGGAGCUUCACCCCUAUCAGACAUUGACAAUGCUUCUGUUCCCACAUAUCUAGCUGAUAAUCUUCUAAGUGCAUCAUCUGCAAUAGUAAUUGAAGCUGGUAGGAGAGGUGAUGAGAAGAUACUGAAGUGGGAAAGGUUGCAAGCAUUAGAUAAAUGGAUAUGGACUUCUUUCUAUUCUUCUCUUAUUGCUGUAAAGUGUGGCAAGAGGUCAUUUAAGGAAUCACUCGUCCAUUGUGAAAGUUGUCAUGAUCUGUAUUGGAGAGAUGAAAAACAUUGCAGAAUAUGCCACUCUACUUUUGAGGUUGGGUUUGAUCUUGAAGAAAGAUAUGCUAUACAUGUGGCAACAUGCAGGGAGCCUGAGGAUUUGUACGAUGUGCCAAAUCAUAAGGUUCUUUCUUCGCAGCUACAGGCACUUAAAGCAGCCAUUCAUGCUAUUGAGGCAUGCAUGCCUGAGUCAGCCUUUGCUGGUUUGUGGAUGAAGUCUUCGCACAACCUGUGGGUUAGGCGUCUGCGACGAACAUCAUCACUACCCGAACUUUUACAGGUUCUUGUUGAUUUUGUUGGGGCAAUGGAUGAGGAUUGGUUAUACGAAAGUUCCUCAACAAGCUUCUGUUCGUAUCUGGACAACAUUACUGUCUACUUCCAAACAAUGCCACAAACAACGUCAGCAGUCGCACUCUGGGUUGUCAAAUUGGAUGCCCUGAUCGCACCUUAUUUGGUACAAACUGAUCCUGACAGAGCAUUAGCCGAAGGGUCUACAAAGACAAGAACGCAGGCAUGUGUGCGAUAGCUAGGAACUAGGUGUAUUAUUUUGAGUGGUACUUCCAGCAAGCAUCCAGAUGACACUUCCUCUUCUUUUUUUGCAUCAAUUCGAAUCUUUUGCUUGAUUUCCGCGCUUUUUCUCAAGGCGAGACAAGCAUGACACCUUUGUCUCUGAGGUACUGGAGAAGAGAUCUUGAACUCUGCAGGAGCCAUGGCAUCUCAUCUCCCUAGGAUGGCUGGAGAACAUCGUUUAUCCGCUCCUGGUGGAGAACUGUGACUUGAGUAGAAUAAUACAAACACAAGCAAUUCUUUGUUAAUAAUCUGCUUUGUAAUCUUUUUUGGUAGUGGCCAGCGAAGGACUUGACUGGAUAUACCUAUUCGUGGAAUAGAAGAGCUACUGAUAUUUCUUUAUCAGUUUGCUGGGUAGGUCGUUUGCUCCUUGUAGAGAGCACGGUGCCGCUUUUUUGAAAUCGAGAGUUAUCCAAAUCCAAUGAUCCUCCUAGAUGGGGUCGGUCACUUUUUUGAAUC